Molecule: messenger RNA, 3087 nt
Organism: Ophidiomyces ophidiicola
Lineage: Eukaryota; Fungi; Ascomycota; Eurotiomycetes; Onygenales; Onygenaceae
Exons: 5
Coding region: 1-3087 (1028 amino acids)
Biological process (GO): proteolysis
Molecular function (GO): serine-type endopeptidase activity; protein binding
Source: RefSeq, a predicted model, not a curated record
AUGGACCUCAACGGCACCCCGUCUCUCAAAUCCAAACGCAAACACAGCGACUCCAGCCCGCUCUCCCUGCCCUCUGCCAAACACCGCCGCGCAGAUAACACCUCCUCCUCCGCAUCCAUGUCUCCCGCUGCCGCGGCUGCGGCCGUCGACGAAGCCGCCGUCAUGCAGAUGCUGCCCGUGGGCAGCAAUGCCGACUCGGCGGAGUGGCAGGAGACCAUCGAGAUGGUGGUGAAGAGCGUGGUGUCGAUCCAUUUCUGCCAGACCGCGUCGUUUGACACCGACUUGUCCAUGUCCAGCCAGGCCACGGGCUUUGUGGUCGAUGCCGAGCGUGGGUAUAUCCUGACCAAUCGCCAUGUUGUGUGCGCCGGCCCCUUUUGGGGGUAUUGUAUUUUUGAUAAUCAUGAAGAGUGUGACGUUACGCCUAUCUAUCGAGAUCCAGUCCAUGACUUCGGCAUCCUCAGAUUCGACCCCAAAGCAAUCAAGUACAUGCCUCUCACAGAACUCAAACUGCAGCCAGAAUCUGCCCGCGUUGGCGUGGAAAUUAGGGUUGUUGGCAACGACGCCGGUGAAAAGCUUAGCAUCCUCUCCGGCGUCAUCAGCCGUCUGGACCGCAACGCCCCCGAGUACGGCGAAGGCUACAGCGACUUCAACACAAAUUACAUCCAGGCCGCCGCCGCCGCCAGCGGAGGCAGUUCCGGCAGCCCCGUCGUGAAUAUUGACGGCCACGCCAUCGCGCUGCAAGCCGGCGGUCGUGCUGACGGCGCCGCCACCGACUACUUCCUCCCGCUCGACCGUCCGCUCCGCGCGCUGCAAUGCAUCCAGAAAGGAGAAGCGGUCAGCCGCGGAACCAUCCAGACCCAGUGGAUCCUCAAGCCCUUCGACGAGUGUCGCCGCCUGGGCCUGACGCCGGAAUGGGAGACCAAAGUCCGCCAGGCCGCCCCCAAAGAGACGGGCAUGCUUGUCGCCGAGAUCGUUCUCCCAGAAGGCCCCGCCGACGGCAAGUUGAAAGAAGGCGACGUGUUGCUGAAAGUCAACGGCGAGCUGCUCACGCAGUUCAUUCGGUUGGAUGACAUUCUCGACUCGAGCGUUGGGGGCGACGUCCAGCUCCUCCUUCAGCGAGGUGGCGAGGAUCUCGAGGUCACUUGCAAAGUUCAGGACCUGCAUGAUAUCACUCCAUCUCGAUACGUGACCGUGGCAGGCGCGACGUUUCACGAUUUGUCGUACCAACAAGCAAGACUCUACGCUAUUGCUUGUAAAGGGGUGUAUGUCUGCGAGGCCGCAGGUUCUUUCAAAUUGGAAAAUACAUUUUCGGGGUGGAUUGUCGAUUCCGUUGAUAAGAGGCCAACCAAAGAUCUAGAUGAAUUUAUCGAAGUUAUGAAGACUAUCCCAGAUCGCGCUAGAGUCGUUCUAUCAUAUAGACACAUUCGAGACCUGCAUACGCGCGGCACGCACAUCAUCCACAUUGACCGCCAUUGGCACCCGCACAUGGAACUCGCGCAAAGAAACGACGAAACCGGCCUGUGGGACUUCACACGUCUUGCCGAGCCAAUCCCCGCGGAGCCCCCGGUUCCGCGCAAGGCGGAUUUCAUCCAGCUGGACGGCGUGAGCCAUCCUGCCGCGGCGGAUAUCGUGCGAAGCUUCGUUCGCGUUUCGUGUACGAUCCCCGUGAAGCUGGAUGGCUUUCCGCAGGCCCGAAAGACCGGGUUUGGUUUGGUGGUCGAUGCGGAGAAGGGCCUUGUUGUGAUAUCCAGAGCUAUUGUCCCCUUCGAUCUGUGCGAUAUCAACGUUACCGUUGCCGAUUCGGUGAUCGUGAGCGCGAAAGUUGUCUUUUUGCAUCCCCUCCAGAACUACACGAUCAUCCAGUACGAUCCUAGUCUCGUCCAGGCGCCGAUCAAAUCGGCUCGCUUAACUUCUGAGUAUAUGAAGCAAGGUGUGGACACCUUGUUUGUUGGCUUCAAUCAGAAUCUGCGAAUUGUCGUUGCGAAAACGGCUGUGACGGAUAUUACGACUGUUGCCAUUCCGCCCAACGCGUCUGCCCCUAGGUACCGUGCAAUAAACCUGGAUGCCAUUACCGUCGACACGGGACUCAGCAGCCAGUGUACCAGUGGUGUCCUGCUCGGAGACGAUGGUGUUGUUCAAGCCCUGUGGCUGAAUUACCUGGGCGAGCGCACACAAUCGUCGCAUAAAGACGUGGAAUAUCACCUCGGCCUUGCCACGCCGUCUCUCAUACCCGUCAUCUCUCAAAUCCAAAACGGGACGAUCCCCCGCCUACGCAUCUUGGACAUGGAAACAUACGUUAUCCAGAUGAGCCAGGCGCGGGUCAUGGGCGUCUCCGAAGAAUGGAUCAACAAAGUCGCCGAAGCCAAUUCCGCGCGGCACGAGCUGUUCAUGGUGCGCAAGGUCGACUGCUCGUCGCCGCUGAGCACCGAUCGCCGGCCCUUGCAGGAAGGCGACGUCAUCCUGACCCUCAACGACAAGCUGAUCACGCGCGUGUCGGAGUUCGAUGUGAUGUACGGCCAGGAGACGCUCGACGCCCUGAUUGUGCGCAACGGCGAGGAGAAGCGCAUCCAGAUCCAGACCGUGCCCACGGAGGACCUGGAGACGGAUCGCGCCCUGGGAUUCUGCGGCGCCGUGCUGCAGAAACCGCAUCAUGCGGUUCGGCAGCAGAUUAGCAAACUCCACAGCGAAGUCUAUGUAAGCGCCAGGUCCCGCGGCUCCCCCGCCUACCAAUACGGCCUGUCCCCGACCAACUUCAUCACCGCCGUCAACGGCGUCAAAACCCCCGAUCUCGACUCCUUCAUCCGUGAAGUCAGCACCAUCCCCAACAACACGUAUUUCCGCCUUCGAGCCGUGACGUUCGACAACGUGCCGUGGGUGGUCACCAUGAAGAAAAACGACCACUACUUCCCCAUGUCCGAAUACGUCAAGGACGCCUCGGCUCCGCUGGGCUGGCGCACCAUCCGCUACGACGGCAAGCGUCGCGGCACCGGCGAUCUCUCCAAUUUCAACGCCGAUGCCAUGGAUGAAGGUCGAGACGAUGGCCCCAGUGACGCCGAGCCGGACGAGUGUUGCCACGCGCGCAACUAG